Molecule: messenger RNA, 608 nt
Organism: Ahaetulla prasina
Lineage: Eukaryota; Metazoa; Chordata; Lepidosauria; Squamata; Colubridae
Gene: CHTF8
Product: chromosome transmission fidelity factor 8
Exons: 3
Coding region: 31-474 (147 amino acids)
Biological process (GO): mitotic sister chromatid cohesion
Cellular component (GO): Ctf18 RFC-like complex
Source: RefSeq, a predicted model, not a curated record
AGCCGCGCGCGGUGCACCUGGAACUCGCCCAUGGCCGGCCGGGCUCCACGUGCGGCGCUGCCCCGGAAGCGGAAGCCGCGGGGCGGAGGGGGCGGGUCUCUGGCCGGGGCGAUGGUGCAGCUGGCCGUGCGCCGGGCGGCGGGCGGGGAGGCGGAGUGGCUGCUGCUGGAGCUGCAGGGGCAGCUGGAGGCGCGCGGCGGAGGCGGAGGCGGCGGCGGCGGCCUGGCCGGGCGGCUGUUGGGCGACCUGCACUUCACCCAGGAGGGAGCGCCGGUGCUGAUCGUGGGCCACCACGUGCUCUACGGGAAGGCGGUGCGGCUGGAGAAGGCCGUGGCCGUCCUGCGCAGGGGAGCCGCCGCGCCCGAGGACCCCCGCGGCCCCGCCGCCUACGAGGUAGCCGCGCUGAUCCGCACCAAGCUGCUCUUCAAGACGCGGCCCAAGCCCAUCGUCCCCAGCGCGCCCAAGAAGGCCUGAGUGCCCUGCCGCUCCCUCCUGGCGGCUCCUGGGCUUUCAGGUCGGCCUCUGGCCGCCCAUCUCUCUUCGGAGUCCAGAGCUUUGUCCGCGCUCUAGUUGGGACCCCGGUUCCUUAGCGGGAAAGAACGGGGACC